CCGACAUGGUUAAAACUGGCGUUAUUUAGUUCAAGCAAAGGCUGAAACGUAACGUUGCUAUUGAAAUGAGGAUUCUGUCUGGUAUCCCCAUAAUCUAAUGGGAGUCAUUGCAAAAUAUGGAACAAGUGACUGUCUAUUCAGCAGAUAUAGAUUCAGAUCAGAAUUCAAUAUCAUGUACUUCUCUGCAACCUGACCAAGAAACUAACACGUCCCAGGAAGUGCCAAGUUACCUGGCAGAGGGAGGAGGAAGAAGAAGAAAAUGCUCAACUUCCAAAAGUGAACACCAUUCUUCAGUUUGGUACUCAGGAAAUGAGAUGUCAAAUUUGCUGUCUGUGUUUGAAGAGAUGCAGCUAUCUGAAUGUAGACGACCUCUGAGAGAGCUUCCUAUUAAUUUGACAGAGAAAAGAAAAGUGAGAGAGAAGAGAAAAUGUGACACUGGAUCUCUCAGCAACUGGGGGAACUGGAAGGAAAACCGACAGAAAUCAUUGUCAAGGCUCAAGGAAGAAGCAAUAGGUGUCAUCUCCUGGUUAGAACUGUGGAGAAGCUCUCUGAGUGAAAUAGAAGGUCGAUAUGGCACUGGCAUCCAGUCAUAUUUCACCUUUCUACGUUUUUUGGUAUUCCUGAAUUUUUCUGCCUUUCUUCUGGUUGCUGGAUUUGUGCUCCUCCCAUCCAUCUACACCAGCACAAUGAAACUCAACCUGACAGCUGCAGAACACCUGAGGAACAGUGAGUACGCGCCUGAAUGUUUCAAGUACAAUCCAUAUCCUCAGGGCUUGGUUCGUUUUUAUGCAUACAUCUUGGAUCUGUUCUCUGGAACGGGAUUUAUGGAACUCUCCUACAUGUUCUAUGGGUAUUAUAAAUCCGAUGUAUACCAGGAUGUUAACUAUAAGCUCCCUCUAGCCUACCUGCUGACCAUGUUCCUCUACUUUCUACUUUGCUUCUGCUGGAUUAUUGGAAGGAUAGUGAAUGGAUUUAAACAGGAAUGCAUGCACGAGAAGAAUUACAGCACCAGGCACAGUACCAAAAUUUUCACUCUCUGGGACUUUUGUAUCAAGGAAACCACUAUGGCCACACUUAAGAAACAGAACAUUGUGAAUGAUUUGAAGAUUGAUUUACAAGAACAAGUGUGCAGGAGGAGAAAAGCUGAGCGAAGCACUGAGGACAGAUUGUUCCUCUACUUCAUCCGUUUUGUGCUUAACUUGUUCAUCAUGAUUUUGCUGACUGGAGCUUUUUACUGCAUUUAUCAAGCAACCACAACAUCCCAGCAGUUCCAGCGAAGGGGGAGUGAAAACAAGGAAAUAUAUUUUGUCAUUGAAUUCUUCAUGGAAUAUCUCCCACCCAUUGUCAUUUCCAUUAGUAAUAUUCUCCUGCCAUUCUUAUUUCGGAUAAUUGUCCGAUAUGAAGAAUAUCCACCAAACACUGAAAUCAAUUUGAUAUUAAUCAGGAGUGUAUUCUUAAGACUAACCAAUCUGAGCAUGCUGGUAUUCUCACUGUGGCAACAUAUCACCUGCUCUGACAGUGAAAGUAAACAGGAUUGUGAAGCCUGUGGUCACAGCAUACACUAUCCGUGUUGGGAGACAAAGAUUGGACAGGAAAUGUACAAGCUAAUGCUGUUUGACUUUCUGUCUUGCAUUGCUGUCACCUUUUGUGUGGAACUUCCAAGAAAAUUCAUUGUUGAGCAUGCUCCAUUUGAGCUAACUAAAAUGUUGAAGAAGCAGCAAUUUCUGAUUCCAGAGAAUGUUUUGGAUAUCGUUGAUGGACAAACUAUCGUCUGGAUUGGAAUGUUUUACUCUCCAUUACUGCCACUUCUCAACAUCGUCAAAUAUUUCAUCAUCUUCUAUGUGAAAAAGCAUUCUUUGUACAACUACUGUCGUCCUGGCAAAAGACUGUUCCGAGCCUCCAGCUCUAAGAUUUUCUUUCAGUUGGUAUUGCUGUUUGGACUGGCUACAGCAAUUGUUCCCGUCAGUGUCAACAUAGUUACCGUCCAUCCAUCCAUGUCCUGUGGUCCAUUCCGACACUAUGAAUCAGCUUGGCUCAUUAUUCCUGCAACAGUAUCCACGUUUCCGUCAGAAGUACAGAGAUUUUUGAAGUACACGAUAUCAGAGCCCUUUAUUCUAUUAGUGAUCACCAUUUUAUGUAUGGUGUUGACAACUUUGGUUUCUUUGGUUCAAAUUAACAGAAGCACAAUUACUCAACUGAAAAAUCAUUUAAUUUUGACAGGAAAGGAUAAACGAUAUUUGGUAAAAAAGCUAUCUUCACGUUCUCAGCAUCUACAACAUGGUCCUUUUCGAGACAGUUCUUCUGAAAGUGACACCCUAUCAAGAGUUGGACUUGAGAUUUUCAACAACAGAACUCUUUCAAGCAGCAUAUCUGUUAAUUCUCUGUUUCAAGAGAACCAACACAAUUGAAAGAAGGGCUGAUAUUGUUCAAUAUAUCCCAUUGUUAAUGAAAAGUAUCUAUAAUAUCUGCCAAGCUCUUCACUGCCAUACUGUUCAAGAAGGCCAUCUAGAAUAUGUGCAUGGUUGAACAUGUUCUUUUAAACGUGUGAAACUAUUUUUGUAUGUAAUAUAUUCUGACAGCUGCAAAUUGCAACUUCUUUCAAGAAAAGGAUGUAAAUACUUGUAAAUAGAAAAUAAUAUUCUCAAAUUAAACACAUUGCAAU
Molecule: messenger RNA, 2662 nt
Organism: Hemiscyllium ocellatum (epaulette shark)
Lineage: Eukaryota; Metazoa; Chordata; Chondrichthyes; Orectolobiformes; Hemiscylliidae
Product: transmembrane channel-like protein 7
Exons: 16
Coding region: 117-2408 (763 amino acids)
Cellular component (GO): plasma membrane
Molecular function (GO): mechanosensitive monoatomic ion channel activity
Source: RefSeq, a predicted model, not a curated record